This is a messenger RNA of Durio zibethinus, 2391 nucleotides long. The record is from RefSeq and is a predicted model, not a curated record. Lineage: Eukaryota; Viridiplantae; Streptophyta; Magnoliopsida; Malvales; Malvaceae.
AUCACCGUCGAUGCUGUCGCCACUAUCACCGUCGUCCCUUUCUCUUCUCAAUAAGCCUAGUGAUCAUUGGGCUCUCAGUCCAUAUCUGUUUCUCCGUUUAGCUCUCACUCUUGCUCUCGGUUUAGAUCCUUAUUCUUUUCCUCUCAUUCUCGCAGCACUGGCUCUCUAAGUCGCUGCCCUCUUUCUCAGCAUCGAAGUUCAUUUUUUUUUUUACUUCUCUCUUCAUAUUUUUUAUGCUCUAGAAAUUGUUCGUAAGGAUUUAAUAAAUUCUUAAAUUUUGAAAAUUUUCACGAAAAAAGAUACAUUUUGUUAAUAGCAAAAAGAAACCAAAGAAUUCAAUUUUAAAUUGAUUAGGUACAAUUUGAUUGUUACUUUUACUGGUUUCAAUAUAAGAAACAAAUUGAAGAAUACAAGGCAGUGAUUUUACUUUUAUAUGGAACAAUUAUGUUAGAAUCAUUUUGUGUUUUAGUUAUUUGUGCAUUUUUAAUCAAUUAAUUUUGGUUUCUAUCAUUUGCUUUUGAUUAUUUUCAAUUUCUUAGGAAGCAGGAGCAAAUAAACAAAGUAGUAGAGUAACAACCAAAGGGAUCUCUAUUUGGAAUCUUAGGGAUGCUAAAAUUUCCUUCUUAUGUUGAUAGUUUUGAUGUUAGUACACGUUAUUAUUGCUAAUAGCCAUAAAUGUAUGAUUUACCUAAUAAUAAGUACUCAGAAACUUGGUUCAUGGGAUUUUAGUUCAUCCAACUCACCAUAUGCAAUAAUUUAACUUCAUUUAGUUAUGAAAAAGAUAUCACUUUUUUUCCCUAAAUGACGUUGCUAUUUGGACUCCCCACCUUCUUUUCCACCUCUUUCAUGAUAGAUAUACAAACUCAUGUAAGGUCCGAUGGAAUGUGGAGUCCACCGUCUGCGCUGUUAGAAGCCUAGAACUAAGGACAUGAAUUUGAGGGAGUUCCAGUAGUUUUUCUGAACGCAUCACUUAAUCUUGGAAUUUGCCCCAGAUUGAACACACUCAGAAUUGUUGCUUCAUAUAUGGUGUCACUUAAGUUAAAAUGAUGUGGUGUCUUAUCUGAAGCAUCCAUAAAUUGUCCACUAUUGACGUCUCCGGAUGCUUCCUUAUGCAAGUUUGGUGCAAUUUCUGCACCUUUCUUUUAUGAUACUUUCCUCUGGUCUAUGGCUGAUGUUUUUAUUUAAUUUUACAUACAGCCAAUUUAAGGAUUAUUGCUUAUCUGCAACCACUGCUUCUUGCUCUCGGAUCGUGUCAUUAAUAUUGAUGUCAUGCCCAUCUGUUGGUUCUGACGCUGAAGGCAAGGGCUGCGUGUUCACAUAUGAUGCUGUUGGUUCCUAUGAGAGGGUUGGAUAUGGCAACCAGCGUACCGGUUCUACACUUAUUAUGCCUUUUCUGGAUAGCCAACUGAAGUCUCCUAGCCCUCUUUUGUUGCCUGCCCAGGAUGCUGUAACUCCACUUGUGAAAUAUGAAGCAGUUGAUUUAGUCAAAACUGUUUUUGCAUCAGCAACUGAGAGGGAUAUAUACAUUGGAGACAAGCUUGAAAUUGUCAUCCUUAACGCUGAUGGUAUUCGUCGUGAAUACAUGCAUAAAGCAAGUUUAAGAAAAUUUUACAUUAUGGUGUUAAAAUUAUAAGCAUGCAAAUAUUUGGCUGACUCAUCAUUGGAGCCCCUUUACGAGGAAGGUGCUUUAUGAGAACUCUGGGAUUUAGACUUAUUAUAUGGUAACCUGUGCCAAUCUGCCAUAGAGGAGCUUCUUGCAUUUGCACACAUCUUACCCAUUUGAGUUUGAAUGGAUGUAUAAAUAUGCAUGACCUGGUGGUCGAUUUGAGUUGCUUUAUGUGCAUAAUGAAUCUAGCAUGUUUUGUUUUGAUAACAUCCAUGUGCCAGUCGAGCAAGCAAACCGUUUACUGUAGAACCUUAACUGCGAAGGUUGUCCAAAUAUUAGGAAAGUGCUUAUCCCUCCGGUAGCACGAUGUUUCCAUUGGUCAUCUCUAAAUCUUUCGUUGUCAGCCAAUUUAAAUGAAGUUGAUCUUGCUUGUUUCAACUUGUCCUUUCUUAGUCUAAGGAUUUUAUACAAAGAAGCACUGCAGGCAAGUGAACCUUACUGGAAUUUUACUUGAUGCCUAACAAUGGCUUCAUCAUGUGGAGUUUCUUUUUUGGCCUUAAAAAUUUCAACCCACGAAGAGAUUCUUUACCUUAAAAUGAGUUGAGUAGGAGUUGAGAAGUGCUGAUAGAGGGAAAUGACAUGAGGAAGGGAUUCCUGUUGAUUUUGAAUAUGUAUUGCUUGGUUGUCUUACUAAUCUGUGUAAGUUUUUUAGAUAAAAAACUAUAGAGUACUUAAAAAGAAUUGAUAUAUCUAUAAAUAUUUGUACAUUGUUUGGAUUUAUAUAU